ACCGGUCUCUUGCAAGAUCAGGGUCAGGGUUAGGGUUUCUUCAAUUCUUCCCCCAGUUCUCCGGUCUCGCCCCAGAUCUCUCUCUCGUCUAGGGCUUUUAGGGUUUUUGAUCUAGGGUUUCGAUCGAGAGAUGGUGAGAGAACGAGAAUCCCAGCAGCAGCAGGUCUCGUACACGGUGGAGCAGCUCGUCGCCGUGAACCCCUACAACCCCGACAUCCUCACCGAUCUCGAGAACUACGUCAAUGAGCAGGUUUCAUCUCAAACAUACAGUUUGGAUGCAAAUCUUUGCCUCCUUCGGCUUUAUCAGUUUGAGCCCGAACGGAUGAGCAUUCCAAUUGUAGUUCGGAUUUUGAUCAAGGCUCUCAUGGCAAUGCCAGCACCAGAUUUUAACCUUUGUCUCUUCCUGAUUCCUGAACAAGUGCAAAUGGAGGAGCAGUUCAAGACACUGAUUGUUCUUUCUCACUAUCUAGAGACUGCAAGAUUUCGUCAAUUUUGGGAUGAAGCUGGGAAGAAUCGCAGCGUACUUGAAGUUGUUCCAGGUUUCGAGCAAGCAAUCCAAGCUUAUGCAAUUCACGUCCUUUCCUUAACAUACCAGAAAGUACCCAGGCCUGUACUUGCAGAGGCCAUCAACAUUGAAGGUCUCUCCCUGGACAAGUUUCUGGAGUACCAGGUGGCCAACAGUGGCUGGGCCCUCGAGAAGGGUCAUGGCCGCUCCCAGCUUAUCGUCCUCCCCCGCAACGAGUACAACCACCCAGAGCUGAAGAAGAACACAGUGGACAGCAUCCCGUUUGAGCAUGUUACCCGCAUCUUCCCCAUCCUAAGUUGAAAAGAUGGUUAGGAUUCAAUGCCACUUGAAGCCGAUGCAGAAUCCAGGUAUAUCGAGGACCUGUCCGAUGUAAUGGUACAGUUGCUUUGCUCUGCAAUUUUGGCUUAUAGGAGAAUUUAGAUGUUGUUUUGAACAGAAUAUAAGCCAAGUCCAUCAUCCUCAAUAUGAGCGAUCAAGGAUAUGUUAGUAUGUUGGAUUUUGAUGAGCAUGCAGGAAGUGUUGUUUCUGCCUGCAGGGAUGUUGCUUGCUUGUGACCCAAUGCAUCAUACAGGUUAUGAGACUUCCCUUUUUCAUGCACGUCCUUGUUGUAUGCCAUGGUGAUGAAAGACUAUAUCUGAUUUGGUGCA
Messenger RNA from Phoenix dactylifera (date palm), 1173 nucleotides. RefSeq names its product eukaryotic translation initiation factor 3K (gene EIF3K). The record is from RefSeq and is a predicted model, not a curated record. Lineage: Eukaryota; Viridiplantae; Streptophyta; Magnoliopsida; Arecales; Arecaceae. Gene Ontology annotation, biological process: regulation of translational initiation. Gene Ontology annotation, cellular component: eukaryotic translation initiation factor 3 complex; cytoplasm. Gene Ontology annotation, molecular function: ribosome binding; translation initiation factor activity.